Molecule: messenger RNA, 411 nt
Organism: Oryza brachyantha (malo sina)
Lineage: Eukaryota; Viridiplantae; Streptophyta; Magnoliopsida; Poales; Poaceae
Product: thiol protease SEN102-like
Exons: 1
Coding region: 1-411 (136 amino acids)
Source: RefSeq, a predicted model, not a curated record
AUGGUGAUGGCACAGGACAUUCCAUUUUCAGACCAAAACCUAGCGUCUGAAGAGAGCAUGUGGAGCUUGUAUGAGAGGUGGCGCAGCGCAUACACCACGUCGCUGGACCUCACCGAUAAGAACAGAAAAUUCAAGACGUUCAUAGAGAACGCCAGGUAUAUUAAUGACUUCAACAAGAAGAAGGACAUGACCUAUACACUUGGGCUCAACAAGUUCGUUGACAUGACUAUCGACGAGUUCACCACCAUGUACACUGGUGCCAAGGUGGACACCACCGCAGCAACAGUGUUGGGGCCUUUGGCUCCAGAGGCUGAGAAGGAGCUAUUGGAUGAUGUGCCGGCCUCCUGGGACUGGAGACAACAUGGAGCGGUCGCUUCCGUUAGGAACCAAAGUCCAAAGUCCAUGAGGUAG